Drosophila arizonae is the source of this 281-nucleotide messenger RNA. RefSeq names its product sex determination protein fruitless (gene fru). The record is from RefSeq and is a predicted model, not a curated record. Gene Ontology annotation, cellular component: nucleus. Gene Ontology annotation, molecular function: protein binding. Gene Ontology annotation, biological process: regulation of transcription by RNA polymerase II. Lineage: Eukaryota; Metazoa; Arthropoda; Insecta; Diptera; Drosophilidae.
CAUGGAUAGGUGCAUACAAGUUAAAGCCAACGAUACUCUGGGGCAUGGCCGUGCCAUUAGCGACGCACGUGCAACGAUUCGCUAUGAUGGCCACCUCACAGGAUUAUUUUGGCAAUCCGUAUGCGCUAUUUCGCGGUCCGCCCCUUACCAUGCGGCCGCGCAGUUCGCCGCUGGGCGUGGCUGGACACACGCAUGCCGCCUACGCGGCCCUCGAUCUGCAGUCGCCGCACAAGCGUCACAUUGAGUCGGAUGUGCGGUCACAGCCGCCGCCGCCAUUGCCG